This is a messenger RNA of Hydra vulgaris (swiftwater hydra), 429 nucleotides long. RefSeq lists its product as uncharacterized. Lineage: Eukaryota; Metazoa; Cnidaria; Hydrozoa; Anthoathecata; Hydridae. The record is from RefSeq and is a predicted model, not a curated record.
AUGACAAAAAAAUUUAAUGUAAAUAUUAAAGGGUUUGUUUGUGAUACUCCAGCACGUCAGUUUCUAAAGGGAAUUAAAGGCCAUACUGGUUAUGAUGCAUGCGAAAGAUGUAAAGUUCAUGGAGUACAUAUUGAAAACCGAAUAGUUUUUCAUGACCUUGAUUGUGAACCAAGGAUAGACCACGAUUUUAAGCAGAUGACUUAUAAAGGGCAUCAGCUAUUAGUAAGUCCUUCAAAAUACUCCAGUGUUCAAUGUAUCAAAGAUUUUCCUUUGGACUAUAUGCAUUUAGUUUGCUUAGGAGUUGUUAAAAGAUUGCUUCUAUAUUUAAAAGAAGGCCCUCGUUGUUGCCGCAUAUCAACUAAUCAGUUAAAUGUAGUCUCUGAUUGCAUUGUGUCUUAUUAUGGAAAAAUGCCUACAGAAUUUGCAUGA